GAUGUCAUCAAAAUUGUUCAAUAAACUGUGUAAAGCAAUCUUGUGAUCAUACGAAUGGAGAAUGCAUUGAUGGAUGCAAUAGCGGAUGGACGGGAUUCAAUUGUACACAAGUAAGAUCUGAAUUGCAGGGAGAAUUUUACGGGAGAGCAAUAGGUGGAGGCAUUGGUACUGUGAUUGCAGUUGUUUUGAUAAUGUUCGCAGGAUUUGUCAUUUACAAAGGCAACAAAACAUUAGCAAAAGAUAAAUGUUCAGACCAGUCAAAAUCAAGUCGAAAAACUACCUUUAAUAGGAACAGAGAAACCAAUAAUGUACAUGAAUAUGUAAAUGCAGCCAUUACAUCGGAUUCAGGGGAGGUAACUGUUCACCUUGAAGACACCACAGAGGAAACUGAACUACUACCUGAAAGAGAUGAUUUUGAAAACAAAAGGUUACCAAUUGAACAUUCUGUCAAUAAGAUACACAUUGAAAAUUUGAAGGAGGCUAUCAAUGAAAAAUUGAAAGAUGAAGGCUUCAGAAAAGAAUACGAGAUUUUACCUAAAGGGCUUAUCCAUGCACACGUUGAAGGUUCCAAAGAAGUAAAUAAAGACAAAAAUCGUUUCCGCGACUUAUGGCCUUAUGAUCAUUCACGUGUUGUACUGAAGGGAAACAAAAAGUCGGAUUAUAUUAAUGCUAGUUACAUCGAUAACUAUGACAAAGAAAAGACCUACAUAGCAACCCAAGGUCCCAAGAAAAAUACCGUCAGAGAUUUCUGGCAUAUGAUAUGGCAGGAAGAUGUUGGUAAAAUUGUUAUGGUUACACAGCUGAAAGAGGGAAGAAGGAACAAAUGUGUACAAUAUUGGCCUGAUGCAGUCAAUGAACAAAUGGUAGAGGAAAAUUUUCGACUGACAUUGACAAAAGAAAAAGAACAUACACUUUAUGUUUACAGACUUAUAACGAUAUUCAAUCAUAAUGAUACGAACCUAAAAGAAAGAAAAGUUCACCAAUUUCAUUUCACAAAAUGGCCAGACCACGGUGUUCCUGACAGCAUCAAAUUGGUCCAUUUUUACAGGAACGUGAAAAGUGAACAUUGUGACCAAAAUGGACCAAUGGUUGUACACUGCAGCGCUGGAGUAGGAAGAACAGGGACGUUUAUUGCAAUAGAUGCAUUAUAUGAGCAUGGAAAGAAGGUCAACUACGUUAAUGUUAUGGAAUAUGUUCAGAUGAUGAGAAAAGAUCGAAUGAAUAUGAUUCAAACCCCGGAACAAUAUGAAACAGUAUUUGAAGCACUGCUAGAACUAUUUACGGUACAAGAAACGAAUAUUCCAAAGAAUGAUUUCUGUAAAUAUAUUGCGGAUCAGGAAAGUACGACAUUACCAACAAACCAGAAAGCGUACAAACAACAGUUUCAGACAUUAGAAACUCUGCGGCCAUCGUAUACUGCAUCUAAUUUUUCCGCUGCAAACUUGAGGGAAAAUAUAUCGAAAAAUUCGGUAAAGAAUAUUCUCCCACAUGACAAUUUUAGGCCAUACCUUAUGUCAUACGGAAAAAAAAGAAAUGAUUACAUAAAUGCAGUGAUAAUACCUGGAUAUAGAGAUGAAAGCCGAUUCUUCGUAACACAAUGUCCUGUGAAAGACACUGUUGUGGAUUUCUACACAAUGAUAUAUGACCACAAUUCCAGAAUCAUUGUGUUGUUGGACCAAGUUAACAAAAACGCAAAGUUGUGGUUAGGAAGACCAGAAAUGUUAGUGAUUGAUGACUUUAGCAUACUACUAGAAGAAGACCAUAAUAUGAAUAAACUGAAGAUUUCUUUGAAUUAUAAGAAACAACAGGAUAAAAAAAUGAUAAAUGUUUUUACGACAAAUGACUGGCAGGGUUCCACACUACCGUCACCAAAACUGAUGUUGGAUCUUCUGAAAAGUGUGGUUAAUUGUUGGAAAUCACUAAAAUGUCCAAUUACGGUCGUAUGCAGAGAUGGUUGCACUAAAAGUGGGCUGUUUGUUGCACUUUAUCUACUUUUGGAUAAAAUGGAAAUAGAUGAAGAGGUCGAUGUCUUUCAAGUUGUAAGGAAUAUUCAAACUAGACGUCCAGAAUUCUUGAAGAACUGUGAUCAGUAUGAAUACUGCUACAAGUGUGUCAAAGAACUACUGGAGGGAGAAUCAAUGUAUGCAAAUACUUAAUGAUGCAUAUACCAUUUAAGUCUUCUUUUUUUUAACAAUUUGAAUAAAGUUAUUGUUGUACAUAUAAUAAGAAUAUUAGAUGGUAGCCAUGGAUUUUGUUAAAGCUGACACAUUUUCAAAUUGUCACGACUGAUCAUGAAGUAGCAGAGCUCUUGAAUGAAAAAAGUAAGCAUUGUCAAAAUAAACAUUGAGUGAAUAUUUCACAAAGACAUAAGAAAAGAAACACCAAUUGCCAUAUGACGUACCCAGACGGGCGAGGACAACGGUAUACCAUAAUACGUCCAGUUUUAACUAUGAAACAAGUUAUUUGAAGAUGAAAACAAUUAAUUAUUACAUUACUUUUCAUUCAACACAGCUAUGAACAACGGAUACGACAAUGAAAGACAAUCUAUCUUCCCAUAGAUAAUUCUAUUAAUGACAUCAAAUGACAUAGCUAUACUAUGAUGACUUCAUGGCGCUGCUAUAUUCGUUGACGGUAUUUGUAUUAUAUGAGUAUAAUUUAUUUUAAGUAUCCACGGGUAUAUUUGUAAUGCAAUGCUAUACAUAGUUUUCUACUGCAAUCGUUCUUUUUGAGCAGUCAAAAUUCGCUAGGCCACGCUUAACAAUUUAUUUGAAAUAAAGUGUGCACAUUUCCGUGAGGCGGUCACCGACAUAAACUCAUUUAUCCACAUUUAUCCUACAAAAUUAUACCAAAAAAUAUUUUCUUUUCGGAUAAAAAAAAGUCAUAAUAGAUAUAAUAAAACAAUUGUUGACUUUUGAUAUUAGUUGAUACAUAUAAAAUAAUGGCAUUUUUGUUUUUGAUACUGACUUUUUCAACAAGUAUACAUGUAUCAA
Molecule: messenger RNA, 2990 nt
Organism: Mytilus californianus (California mussel)
Lineage: Eukaryota; Metazoa; Mollusca; Bivalvia; Mytilida; Mytilidae
Product: receptor-type tyrosine-protein phosphatase epsilon-like
Exons: 19
Coding region: 192-2156 (654 amino acids)
Biological process (GO): protein dephosphorylation
Molecular function (GO): protein tyrosine phosphatase activity
Source: RefSeq, a predicted model, not a curated record